CCCCCUUAUCCCUCCCUCCCUCCCUCCCUCCCUCCCUCUCUCUCUCUCUCUCUCUCUCAAAAUUCACCACUUUCUCACUUCCUAGAAAGAAUACAUAUCAGAGGCUUCCUCUCUUGCUGUUGUUGACAAUUCACAUCAAAACUCAGCCACUUUUUUGUAAAGUUUUGUGCCAGCAUUGCAGGUGUAGCUAGUGUUGGACUCCACAUGGGGAGGCACUCUUGUUGCUACAAGCAGAAGCUAAGGAAAGGCCUCUGGUCUCCUGAAGAGGAUGAGAAGCUUCUCAAUUACAUCACCAAGCAUGGCCAUGGCUGCUGGAGCUCAGUCCCUAAACUAGCAGGUCUGCAGAGGUGUGGGAAGAGCUGCAGGUUAAGGUGGAUAAAUUACCUGAGGCCUGAUUUGAAGAGAGGGCCAUUCUCACAGCAAGAAGAGAAUUUGAUAAUAGAACUCCAUGCAGUUCUUGGCAACAGAUGGUCUCAGAUUGCAGCCCAGUUACCAGGAAGAACAGACAAUGAGAUUAAAAAUCUAUGGAAUUCCUGCAUUAAGAAGAAGCUGAGGCAAAGAGGCAUUGACCCCAACACUCACAAACCACUCUCAGAAGCGCUUGAUCAAAAUAUUGGCAAAGAAAUUAACAACAACAAUAAUAUUAACCUCUCCCCAACUUACAAAAGCAAUGAGAAGGCCUCUGUGGGAUCCAAUGAGCUGAGCCUCGUUGAGGCAGUGAGUUCAAAGCACCCUACUUCAGCGUCCGAAAACCGGUUCAACCCGGUUGAAGUUUCUUCUACCUCCAAACUCAUAAGCAGCAAUGGCGGCAGCAGCAAAAGUUUGACACAUGAAGGCUCCCCCAGUAGUUGCGGGCCUUGUGAUUUUGUGGGAUACUUUUCUUUUCCUCAUCACAAUAACCAAAACAAUUAUGGUUCGUCGUCAGAUAUGGGGCUGCAGGCAGUAAAUCAAAACACCACUUUCAGCUUCCUCAAUCAAAAUCCAGAGUUCCUGCAACCGUCCAUGUCAUCAAGCUCCGCCAUAUUCACCGCCCCUCCUCCUCCUCCCACACGUGUGAAGCCUUCCAUCAGCCUCCCAUCCGAUAACUCCUCCACCUGGGACUCCAAUGCCAACAACAGCAACAGCAGCGGCGGCGGCUACUUCGACAGCUCUGCAGCCUUUUCUUGGUGGCCGCCGGAAGCGGUAAAAUCCGACGACCCACAAGAGAUCAAAUGGUCUGAAUAUCUCCACAACACCUCAUUUCAGAUGGGAACCCACCAAGCCUCUCAGCCUGCUACUUACUCAGAAAUCAAACCAGAAUCUCAGUCACACAUUUUAUCAAACAGCUUGAGCGCAACAUCUUGGCACCACCAGAACCCGCAGCACCAGCACCAGCAAGCUUUACAAGCUUCAGAGAUGUACACAAAGGAUCUUCAGAGACUUGCUGUAUCUUUUGGUCAAACCCUUUAGAACCAAAAAACCAAAAAACAAAACAAAUCAAACCAGGUGCAGCACAACCCACUCUAAGCUAACUUCUAGUUUGUGAGAGUGAAGGGUUUGGAAGUUGGAAGAGUUCUUCUGGGUUUUACAAUUUACAGGUGUGUGCUAUAGAAUUUUCUUUUGAUUUUUUAUUUUGAUUUUGAUUUUUUGUAAAGUGUCCAAUACCAAAUUUAUUUUUUUCAGCCUUUUUCAAAUUUAUUAUUGUUACUAAUAUAUUUGUGAUCUCUCCAAUAUCUGAGCUUUAUGUUCAUAAAAAAACUCCCAGCUUUGUCCAUGAAAUUAAUAGGGUUGAGAGUUACAGAAAUAAGGGCUUUUGUUA
This is a messenger RNA of Pyrus x bretschneideri (Chinese white pear), 1798 nucleotides long. Its product is annotated as transcription factor MYB61. Gene Ontology annotation, biological process: regulation of stomatal movement. Lineage: Eukaryota; Viridiplantae; Streptophyta; Magnoliopsida; Rosales; Rosaceae. The record is from RefSeq and is a predicted model, not a curated record.